UGCGAAAAAAUCUGCUGGUAAUACUAGUAAACGCCGUUUAGAGAGUAGGAUAGGAAGGCCAGGCUAGGGCCUCCCCCGAGGGGGCAGCUAACUUGUACCCAGAUUUCCACAGCCAACAAAAAUAACUAAUGAUUGACUUACCCCACUCCAGACAUACCAACCGAAAAUGUUAGUUUCCAGUUCGCACGUGGGCAACAUGGCAGACGAAGUGAGGUUCUAUCCAGCUGAGAUUCCGUGUUAUAUUCCGCCUUUUACGUCGUAAUUGAAGGACAAAAACAUUCGAACUGUAUCGCUGUUGAACAUGGCUAAGACAAGAAAAAGAUCAGGGCCAGAAAAAACAGCCAAGAAAUCCAACAGCUCCAUGAAUCCAGACCGUGCAAAACCAGCAGCUGGUUCCAACAUGCGAGACAAGUCAACCGUCAAUAGGUUGAAGAUGUACAAAUCAGGAGGAAAAGCUGUGAGAAAUAAGAAGGGAAAAAUUGUGAAGCCUGCACCAUUCCAGAGUUCAGUUACAUCAGGAGAAGUUGCAAGAGUUGCUCCAAACAGAAAGUGGUUUGGAAAUACAAGGGUGAUAUCACAAAAUGCUCUACAGUCAUUUCAAGAUGAAAUGGGCAAGGUGCUCAAUGAUCCAUAUAAGGUCGUGAUAAGGCAAAGUAAGCUACCGUUGUCCCUUCUAAAUGACAGAGCUCAGUCUGCUAGGGUGCAUAUUUUAGAUACAGAAGGUUUUGAGACAACAUUUGGACCCAAAGCACAACGCAAAAGACCAAACCUCAAAGCAGCUGAUAUGAAGGGCUUUUUGGAAGCAGCCCAGUUGUCUUCAGAAAUGUAUGAUGAAGAAAAAGACAUGAAUCUUGUAAGGGAAGAUGAUGGUGAGAAAGUGGAAGCGAAAGAAUCGCUGUUUACAAAAGGCCAAUCAAAACGAAUUUGGAAUGAGUUAUACAAGGUCAUAGAUUCCUCUGAUGUUGUCAUACAGGUGUUAGAUGCUCGUGAUCCAAUGGGGACACGGUCCAGUCAUAUUGAAUCCUUCAUGAAGAAAGAGAAGCAACACAAACAUCUGAUUUUUGUUCUGAACAAGUGUGACCUGGUGCCAACCUGGGUAACGCAAAGAUGGGUGACAGUUCUGUCAGCAGACUAUCCUACUCUUGCCUUUCAUGCAAGUGUUACAAACCCGUUUGGUAAAGGAGCCUUGAUAAACUUACUUCGACAAUUUUCAAAGCUUCAUACCGACAAGAAACAGAUAAGUGUUGGCGUUAUUGGUUACCCUAAUGUUGGCAAGAGCUCAAUCAUUAACACUCUCAGGGCUAAAAAGGUUUGCAACGUGGCACCGAUUGCAGGAGAAACAAAGGUGUGGCAAUACGUGACGCUGAUGAGGCGAAUUUACUUAAUCGAUUGCCCUGGAGUCGUUUAUCCGAGUGGUGACAGUGAAACUGAUAUCAUUCUCAAGGGAGUGGUUCGUGUGGAGAAUGUCAAAGAUGCAGCAUGUCAUAUUCCUGCAGUAUUGGAGCGAGUGAAGCGGGAAUACAUUGCUAAGACUUACAAGGUGUCAUCGUGGAAUGACCCAACAGACUUCUUGGAACAAGUCGCUCAAAGGACUGGUAAACUACUCAAGGGCGGUGAAGCUGACGUUAACACGGUUGGGAAAAUGAUAUUAAACGAUUUUCAGCGGGGCAAGCUGCCAUAUUUCGUGGCACCACCGAGCAAGGAAGGUGAAUCAAAUUCCGAGGAAACAACGAAGAAAAGAAAAACAGCGUCACGUAUUCCACCGCUUGCUGAGAGUUUUGUUAAAGAAGCAACCUCCACCGCUGCUGACGAAAACACGACUAAUGAAGAAACGGUCGAGGAUGAUGGGAGCAAGGAAAGCAAUUCUUUUAAAGACUCGAAACAGGAGACAAAUACAAAUACAGAUACAAACAACAAGGACAGCGCUGAGGAAAAUUCCCAGAGUAAUGAAAGUACGAAAGAUAGAACUGGUACAAAUGGAGAGAUAAAUGAAAAUACCGAACUUUCAGUUCAAGAGUCAAAGAAUGUAAACUUACAUGUGAAACAAAACUUCGGGGCCAUUAACGUGGGACUUGAAUACAGCGGUGAUGAUGUGCAGCCUUUAGAGGAGAACAGCGAAGGAGAAGAAAACAUUACUGUUGAAAGUGAAUCUGAAGCUGAGGAGGAUGAGAGCGAGGGUGAAGAAGGGACUGGUGAACAGAGAGAUGAUAUACGAGCUGCGUAUGGGAAAUACGAAGAUGAAGAACUCGGAAGUGAAGAGGAGGAGGAGGAGGAGGAGGAAGAACAAGAAAAAGGCAACGAAAAACAAGCAAGUGAAGUGAAAGUGAACACGACUGAAAACAACUGCGAGAGCGAUAGUGAAGAUGACGACUAUGAAGAUGAUAGCGAAAUAUCAGAUGAGGAAGAAGAAUCCGAAAAUCACGAAGCUCAAAAUGAUUCCGUGACUGAGGUAAACACGGAGGAUGAGUCAAAGAAACAGAGGUUACUCGACAAAUACAAAAAUUUACCAGACGCUCGACGACUGGCAUCUCGUCAAGUACAGGAGUGGACCACGCCUACUGAAAAGCGAUUCUCGGUUUCCGUCAGCCCUUUCAUCGCGUGCGUGGAAGCGGAAAGAAGUGAGGAAGAUGAACAAAACAAAAAACGCCAUCACAACAUGAAUGUAAAUAACACACCUAAAGCACGUCCAGGGAGACCAAAGAGCGCAAAAAGAGAAGCUGCAGGUAUCAAAAAGAGUUCUAAAAUAGAUGAUAGAGGUAGUGGCAGCAGAAGACGCGGUAAACGGAAAAGUGACGACGACAAUAGCGUUGAUGACUCCCCUAAAUCCAAGCACCCACGGUUGAAGACGAACAAGCAGAAAAUUGGUGUUCGUUAUUACGAGGCAGUAAAUGUGAAAAACAAGAACCGUAACAAGAAAGCGAAACAUAAAGAAGGACAAACAGGAAGAAAGGGAAGAAAAAGACAGUGACUGAAUGAAAUCUGAAGUGGACAUCAUACAUGAUAUAAAUAACUAACUGUAAUUGUGGACGAAAUUCCCGAAAUAAUGAGAGAUAACUUCCCAGUAUUCUUGGAACCUAGCUCUCCAAUAAAGAAUUAUUUGGAAGGACA
Molecule: messenger RNA, 3108 nt
Organism: Orbicella faveolata
Lineage: Eukaryota; Metazoa; Cnidaria; Anthozoa; Scleractinia; Merulinidae
Cellular component (GO): nucleolus
Molecular function (GO): GTP binding
Source: RefSeq, a predicted model, not a curated record